AUGCUAAGAAAUUUGAUAAGUGUAAGGUUUUCUUCAAACGUAGCUGCUGCAUUUAAUGCACCUUCUGUUUCAUUACCAAGAAGACCAAUGAAAAAGAUUAGAUUAGGUAAAUCUAGACCUGCUAUCUAUCAUCAAUUUGAUGUGUUGGUUGAAUUGAGUGAUGGUAGUGUUAUAAAAAGAAGAUCGCAAUUCCCAAAAGAUGAAUACAGAUUGAUCCAAGAUCAAAGAAAUAAUCCAUUAUGGAAUAAGAGUAGAGAUGAUUUAGUAAUUGUGGAUGCUAACUCUGGUGGUAGUUUGGAUAGAUUUAAAAAGAAAUAUAGUUCUAUCUUUACAGUGGAAAGUACAGAAGCACCAGUGGAGACUAAGAAAGAUGUAUCUAAAAGUCCUAAAAAAAUCGAAGUUAAGGAAGUCAGUGCACAAGAAGAUGAAUUUGGUGUUGACGAUUAUUUGUCACUGCUUAACGACGAUGAAAGUCAAAUCAAGACUGGUAAUCUAGCGGUAAAGAAAAGAUCUAAAAAAUGA
Vanderwaltozyma polyspora DSM 70294 is the source of this 522-nucleotide messenger RNA. It is a transcript of the gene MRPL36, whose product is annotated as mitochondrial 54S ribosomal protein bL31m. Gene Ontology annotation, molecular function: structural constituent of ribosome. Bases 1 to 522 code for a protein of 173 amino acids. NCBI's taxonomy places the organism in Eukaryota, Fungi, Ascomycota, Saccharomycetes, Saccharomycetales, Saccharomycetaceae. The record is from RefSeq and is a predicted model, not a curated record. The transcript has a single exon. Gene Ontology annotation, cellular component: mitochondrial large ribosomal subunit. Gene Ontology annotation, biological process: mitochondrial translation.